AUGGCUUUCACCCGCCCCGGGGGGAACGACGGUGGCGCGGCUAUCUUCGACUCUUUGGCCAAACUCUAUGUAGCGGUGGCCAUCACUUGGACCGCUGCUCUCCUUACCGGCUCCGUCUUCCUUAUUGUCAAUCGUCAUGAGCAAUGCAUUCGCAUCCGCAACUUGCGUCUCGUGUUGAGCGCGGUGUUAUGUCUCCAUGUGUUCUGGAUUUUGUGCAUGGUUGCAUAUUCGAUGGGUGGCAAAUAUCCUUGUGCCGCAGAAUACUGGGUCAUGAACAUUUAUUUCCCCUUGGGAAUCGCUCUUUUCCAAGCAAACAGUAUGCAGCUUCUGAACGUCUUUGGCGUUCAGGAGAAGCUGCUUUUGACCGCGCGCCAACCGUACAGACCCCACUUUAUCGAUCCUGCGGAACCGUCUAGGCGGUAUCUAGCUCGAUGGAGACAACUAAACCUCGUACAGCGAACGGAAUUGGGCAUCGCGGUUGGGAUUUCGGUUCAACUACUCGUAUCGCUUUCUAUCUUCCUCACAUCCCGAAAGUUUCAUAGCUUUGGAACCUUCUCCGAACAUGUGAGCGCCGCGGAAUGUCGGCGAGGCCCUGAAUGGAUUCCUUCAAUUCUCUGGCAGUUGCUCUGGUCCUGGGUAUUUGCGCCAUACGUUCUAUGGCGGAUUCGCAACAUCCAUGACAUCCAUCACUGGCGGCUUCAGAUUACUUGCUGUCUUAUCGCCGCGUUCACCCAUGUGGUUCGCAGCGCUAUAUUCGACAACCGAUAUCUGGGCAGUCAUCAACAGAUACUGGGUGCCAGCUCUUUGGUAAUGAAGGCCCAUAAUCAAAUCCAGAUGAACUCAGAUGAUAACCAUCGCAGGUUUGCUCCCGGCAUUGUGGCAAUGGAGGCCGUUACCAUCUUCUUUCCGUGUUAUGAGCUUGUCGUCUCCAGGGGGCAGAGGGAUCGCUUUUUGGGGGAACUCCAAGCAUGGAAUGAAAAGAAAACAGCCAGCGGAGAAGGAUCCGGCUCAGCACCAUCACGAACUCCGAGUGAAGUCAGCCGCGUGCCUGAAAUUUAUUCCCGAGGAGCUCUAGAGAGAUGCUUAGAAGAAAACUCCAGUGCUCUUCUCCGAUUUGCCGCGGCCAAGGAAUUCAGCGGUGAGAAUAUCCUCUUUCUGAAUUACGUGCGCGACUGGAAAGCUGCAUGGGCAAAGAUCGGGGAAUCAAGCCCGGAAUACGAUUGGAACUGCGAUCCUCAGUAUCACCGACUUCAUUUCUUCAAGAUCGCACUUGAGAUCUACGCAUUAUGCGUGGAUAUGAACUUGGCACAAUUUCCUAUCAACGUUGAAUCUCGAAUUUAUUCAGAUUUACUGGAAAUAUUUGGCGAAGCUUGCGCCUACAGGAAUCUUCCCGAAUCUCACAACGCGAUGGCAAUGCACAGAAAGAAGUUGUCAACUGUGAUAACUGUGGAGGAAGACACUCAAGCUCUGUGUUUCGAUUCGUAUCCUCAAGAGGAGCAGAGUAUCAUGCAUAUUGAGUCCCGUGUUCCGAAUUCCGUUGUCGUUCCUACAAAUUUCACAGCCGAUGCAUUUGAGGAGGCCGAGAAGUCUAUCAAGAACCUGGUAUUCACAAAUACCUGGCCCAAGUUUAUUGAUUUUUCAAGCGAUGUAUCGAUUGAUUCUAAGUAA
This is a messenger RNA of Penicillium hordei, 1668 nucleotides long. RefSeq lists its product as uncharacterized. Lineage: Eukaryota; Fungi; Ascomycota; Eurotiomycetes; Eurotiales; Aspergillaceae. The coding region runs from base 1 to 1668 and encodes 555 amino acids. The transcript has 4 exons. The record is from RefSeq and is a predicted model, not a curated record.